Molecule: messenger RNA, 3834 nt
Organism: Corticium candelabrum
Lineage: Eukaryota; Metazoa; Porifera; Homoscleromorpha; Homosclerophorida; Plakinidae
Product: protein sidekick-2-like
Exons: 17
Coding region: 228-3599 (1123 amino acids)
Biological process (GO): cell-cell adhesion
Molecular function (GO): protein binding
Source: RefSeq, a predicted model, not a curated record
UCUAUCGAUGUUUUGCAAACAGUUCGGUUGGCUCUGUGGCAAGUGUGGAAGCGUCGCUGGCACUAGCAAGUCUGGGAGACUUUUCUUCUAUUGCUAAUCCUGUGGUUGCAGCUUCUACAGGAAGUUAUGCUGUUUUGCCCUGUAAUGCACCACCUAGUGUACCUGAAGCAUCAAUUUAUUGGACUAGAAAUGGUCUUAGUAUUGAUUUUGAUUCAUCAAGAAGACAAAUGUUCACACUUGAUGGGGACUUGGUGAUAUCACCAAUCAAUUCUGGUUCUGCUGCAGCAUAUCAAUGUGUCGUUGAGAACAAAUUGUUGAAAAAGAAGAAAUCAGUUAGUUAUUUUUUGACCGUCUCGGGAACUUCUGUUACACAGACACCAAAUGUUCUUUAUGAACCUGCAGAUACUGAAGUUGUUGUGGGGUCGAAUGCUGUUUUUCAGUGUAUUGUUGUUGACAAAUUUAUACAAGCUGUACAGUGGAAGAAGGAUGGAUCCAGCUCACUAUCAAGACCACGAGUCAGUACAGCAGAGAAUGGACGGAAGUUGCGAAUUGCUAAUGCAGGGAAGGCUGAUGAAGGUGUAUACACGUGUGUGUAUGGGUUAAUGACCAAAUCAGCCAAACUGACUGUGUUAGUGCCUCCUGUUAUUCACAAUGGUCCGCAAGAUGUAAUGACGACUGUUGGCGGAAAUGUUGUUCUUGUGUGUAACACGUCUGGUGUUCCAUCACCCAACGUGAAUUGGAGAAGAAAUGGUGUGUUGUUUACUGGAAUGACAAGUAGAGUGGGGUCAGCUCAUAUGCUUACGUUGACGGCUGUUCGAGAGAGUGACAGUGGAGCUUACCAGUGCAUUUCAAGUAACAAGGCUGGAAGUGUACUUGCGAGUGCUGCUGUUGUUGUACAAUCGUUUUCUCCAUCGUUUACUACUGAUUGCUUGCUACAAUCGACGGUGAUCGCCUUCCAAGCUUCACAAUUGACUCUUUGCUGCACAGCAGCUGCAUCUCCACCUCCGACUUACAGUUGGCUGUUCCAUGGUCAAUCUCUAGUACAAAACUCCCAUCUUCGAAUCCUACAGACGGGAAGUCUGGUCAUCCAAAACGUGAAAGUUUCUACGGGAGGGAAAUACACUUGCAUUGCAACCAACAAGAAAGGCAGCAUCGAUCAAUCAACAGUUGUAAAAGUGUAUAGUCAAACUAUUAUUAAGGACAAUGUGAAGAAGGUGUAUGGUCGUGUAGGAGAGCCGGCUUCUCUAAGUUGUGAAGUGCAGUAUGAUAAUCGAGUAUUUGUGACGGUGCAGUGGACUAGGUUGGGAAAUCUGGUCGGCUCUAUGUCUACAAAAUACGCUGUUACUGGCCACACUUUAGUAAUUUCCAACGUGACGGUAGCCGAUGGUGGAGAAUACAGAUGUGAUGUGAGAACUCGCAUCACGGCACGAGGACAAUAUGUGAAUGUGAUACAUCGGAUUAUUGAAUUGGCAGUACAAGAGCGUCCAAGUCCACCGGUGAGUGUCAAAGUUUUUAAUGUUGAAUCAACGGCUGCUGCCGUAGAGUGGCAUGCGCCGCUAUUUCAAGGCAACACGAAGAAUCAGAUCGUGUACUUUGUUGAGUAUAACUCGUCAUUGAGCAGCAGCUUCGUUCGAAGUCCAACACAAACGGACGAGACUACUGCUCGUAUCAGUGGACUCUACCCGUAUGUUAGCUAUCAGUUUAGAGUUGUGGCUCGCAAUGAUGUGGAUGAGAGCAGCCCUAGUCUACCAUCCGUCUUAGUACAGACGUUGCCAGACAGACCAUCAUUACCUCCUUCAAACUUACAAGCGGUGGCUGAUUUGGAAAAUCGUGAUAAUUCUCUUGUUGUCACGUGGGAAGAAACGCAUGUUCCUGGAGUCAAUGGUCCGGUUGUUGAGUAUCAUGUAGAAUAUAGACGAAACAAUGCAUCUCGAUCUGAUACGUGGAUUCGCGUCAUUGCGACCAAUUCGAGCCUCAAUUUGUCUCUGACUUCGUUAGACGUUUACACCACGUACUCUUUAAGAAUUCGUGUUGUGAACAGUGAAGGCGUCGGACCUUGGAGUAAACAGUAUAUUGCACAGACUGGAGAAUCAGUUCCAUCUGAUCCACCGAAGAUCACAAGAGUGGAUGUGCUUGGUGCUACUUCUUUACAAGUGGAAUUCAUACCUCCAGCUGUGAACUAUCACAACGGCAUUCUACGUGGAUUUAAGGUAUGGUAUUGGCCGAAUGAAAAACAACUUGACAUUCCUGAUAAUCGACUUGAAUGGGACAGUUUCAGCACACAAGUUACCACAGCUAUUCUAAAUGACUUGGAACCGAACACUGUUUACAAUCUGGUUAUGGUGGCUUAUAACAACGCGGGCAAUAGUCCAGUGAGUCUGCUUAUGCGAGGGACAACAGCAGAAGCAGCACCCGAUGUAGUGACUGAUGUUGUGUUUGCUCACGACAUUGCUAACGGACAACUCACAGUUCAGUGGCAGCCACCUAAGCGACAUAACAGUGCGAUAACAAACUACCUCAUUACCUACACUCGAGUAGGCAAUAGUGUGGGCGAGACAGUGCUGGUUGGAAAGGACACACUAAAGGUCAUCUUGAAAGGCAUUGAGUCGGAUACGAUGUACAACAUUAGCAUACAAGCUAAAUCGUCAGCUGGACAUGGCGUUAUAUGGACAAAGAGCAUUGUGUUUGGAGAAGGACUUCCUGGUCCUCCGACGAGUGUUCGUGUCAGCAUUGUGGACAACCGACCAACAAUCAGUUGGGCACCAUAUGCAGAUGGCAGUGGCGACAUCGUUGGGUUUAAGGUCGAGUACAGGGAAAAAUCUCAACCUGAAUGGCUACCGUACAGUGGAGAGAUUUCGUUGAUGGAUAAUGAGGUUGUGCUACCAGCGGAUCUUUUUCAUGGUGGUGCUGUGGAGUAUGAGUAUCGCGUAGCAGCUAGAAAUGCAGAAGGGUUUGGAAGUCCGACUGUAGCACAAGAAACCAGCGGGUUUACGUCAGGAGAUGAAAUUUAUGAUGCGGCGUGGUUUCUGCCAGCUGUAGCCAGCAUUGGAGGAUUAGCACUUGUUGCUGUGAUAAUAGGGAUUGCGGUGUGCUGCAGACGACGCAGAAUUUCAUACAAAGUGAAUAGAGCAAAUAGUGAAAUGGAUGCUAUAGAGGAAAGAUUCCCACCUGCUAGCCGAAGUACUUCAAAUGGGGUCCUCCCAUUGUCUCCAAGUGUUAGAUUAGCCGCACUGAAGUCCAGCCACCCGGAGUCACUACUCAGUAGUUCUGAUAAUUUGUCGGCACUCGGUCCACCAGCCUAUAGCCACAAUUGCAACCCUUACGAGCAGACGUGGAUCGAGCAGCACGACACUUCUUGUGCCGAGUCACAUACAUGUACUGUGUCUUCAUCGGAUGUCGACAAAGCUGAAGCAAUUGGGAAUGAAUACAGUGAGAUUCCUGAAGAGCCUCGCUUUGCCACACUUAGGCGUAUGCUGGCUUUAGCCGAUGAAGCGUCAAAUGAAGGAGUCUCAUCUAGGGAAGCUUCGACUACCAGAGCUACAGUUGGAGGAUCAUUGAGUGGAGAAGAUGAACCGUCAUCAGUGUCCACAUUUGUUUGAUAUGGAGUAUUGUUUUGUACCCGAGAUACAAUGGUAACUGUUGAAUACAUCAACAGACAACAACUUAAUACCAAGUUUGACGAUAAUUAUUUGUUUAGUUAGAUCUCUUUACGUUUACAGUAGUUGUUAUAUCAUACAAUUUCUUAGAUAGGUUUUUACUACGUUUCCAUAGUUGUUAGUACUGCUGGGACUUUCAGUAAUGUGCCAAGUUAAUAAAGAAAUUCGGUUUUGUAGC